AUUCAAUAUAAGAAGAACGCUUUUAAUGAUUUUUCAAAGUUGAAUAAAUAUUUAAUUUGAUUUAUUUGCUUUUUAUAAACAUGAUGUAAUUGAAACUGCACAACAAUUAAAUGACUAUGUUUCUUUAAUACGAUUUUGUUUCUGUGAUUUUAUCAUGAAUAAUUUAAAAGAUGCACACUGGUUUCCUUUAACGUCACAGGGAAACAUUUAUUCAAUGACUAAAUUAUGCUCCAUCAAUGGUUCUAAUAAAGUAUUGGUGGCUUCUUUGAAAAGAAAAAUAUAUUCUUGUGAAUAUCAUUUGAUGCCAAAUCUACAUUUAAGACCAUUGGUUAAAGAACUACUUUUCACAUAUAUUCCCAGUGGUGCAGAAAUUAUUUCUAUUGAUGCUUAUAAUAAGUCUGAUAGUGGUGAUGGAUUUGUAAUAGGAAUAACUAUUUUAAAAGCAAGCACAGAUACAUCUGUAGAAAGAUAUUUAAAUAUAUACACAGAAGGUGCUAUAGAUGGCGAGGGAGAUGAAGGAAGUUCGAUUGAAGCUAUAGCACAAAAUUGUCUAAUGGUGGAAUUAGCAUAUACACCAUAUCAUUUAUAUCAUACCAUAUUACCUCAACAAAAUGCUCCUAAUGAGGUCGUUUGGUUACUUUCUGGCAGUGAUUAUAAAAUACACAUGAUCAGAGAAGAUAAGUCAAAUCACAGUUACAGUGAAUCAUCCAUUGAAAAGUACUUUCCUGAAUUACAUGAUAUCCAAGGAAUUGCAAUAUGGAUUAAUAUUUACUACUAUAAUAAUUAUAAUUGGAGAUUGACAGUAAUUGGUUGUGAAUGUGGUUUAGUCAAUGUAGCUAUAACUAAUGUUUCAGAAUUGAAAAUUUGCCAAAGUUGGAAAUUGAGAUAUGAUAGACCUAUUUCCAAUGUAUCCAUUUUUUCACUUAAAAAUAAUAUUGAGAAACCUCGUUUCCUUAACUCUAAUAAUUGUAAAUCUUUUAUAAAUGAUCAAGAAACAAAGCUAAAUAUACUUGUUGUAAAUACGAAUAAUGCAGUUGUCUUUAUGGAUGUUUUAAAUAACGGGAUGAAUGAAGAUAUAACAUUAAAUGGUAGUGAAACAUCUGAUUGCAUUUUAUGUUCCUGUAUUGCUGACAUAAAUAUGGAUGGUCAAAAUGAAAUACUCUUAGGAACCUAUGGUCAAGAGGUGCUUAUUUUUUGUUUCGUAAAUGACACAUGGGAAUUGAUCAUUAGAAAAUUGUUUGACGCUCCUGUACAUUCUAUAUGUUAUAUGGAUAUUACUCAUGAUGGAAUGAAAGAACUUAUUGUCCUUACGCAACGAGGAGUGCAUAUAUUGCAGCAUAACAUCGUGGAUGUCAAAGAUAAAUGGAAAAAACGAUAUAAAAAAUUUCUUAAAGAAAAUGGGAUAUAAUCUUCAAACUGCCACUU
Messenger RNA from Frieseomelitta varia, 1425 nucleotides. RefSeq names its product KICSTOR complex protein kaptin-like. NCBI's taxonomy places the organism in Eukaryota, Metazoa, Arthropoda, Insecta, Hymenoptera, Apidae. The transcript is spliced from 7 exons. Gene Ontology annotation, molecular function: actin filament binding. The record is from RefSeq and is a predicted model, not a curated record. Bases 155 to 1408 code for a protein of 417 amino acids. Gene Ontology annotation, biological process: negative regulation of TORC1 signaling; actin filament organization; cellular response to amino acid starvation. Gene Ontology annotation, cellular component: KICSTOR complex; lamellipodium; actin cytoskeleton.